AUGUUCUGACUGAACAAUAUAUGAUUUCAAGUGGACAAGAUAUGACGCUGAGUGGCGUUGGUAACAGUAUUUAUAUUGGAACCGAUGUCUCUGCACAAUCCACCAUGAAUUCUUUUAUGAAACAUACUAGCCCCGUUAUUUUCGACACAUCUUCACUUAACACAAAUUCCAUACCCAAUCUAUCUUUAUCUAACACGUUACCUAUGUAUACAAACAAUCCUUUGAAUCCUAAUUUAUCUACACCAUUAUACGAAAAAUAUUUAGCAAAAACAGACUUUAAUGCCAACAAUGCAUUUAAUGGCAAAAUCAACUUUAAUGUUAAUAAUGCAUUUAAUAACCAAACAUCACCAAAUUUACCAAUUGUAAACACAUCCACUAGUUCGAAUAUUUUUACUAAUAAACAUAGGCCACUACCAGAAAAUUGGAUACAAGAACCUACCGAAGAUGGUAAUGCAUAUUAUUAUUUCAAUACGGUAACUCAGGAGCUUAGAUGGACUUACCCUGAUGAUGAAUUCACUCCUGGAAAUGAGCAGGAAUACGAUACAAAAUCAAUAUGUUAG
Molecule: messenger RNA, 560 nt
Organism: Racocetra fulgida
Lineage: Eukaryota; Fungi; Glomeromycota; Glomeromycetes; Diversisporales; Gigasporaceae
Source: the annotation of a GenBank genome assembly